GAUAACUUUGUUUAUGUUUAUGGAUAACGUUUUGUAGUGGGUAGUUUGAAAUUAAAAGUGAAAAUAAUGAUCGAAUAUGUACAUUUUUGUAACAAACCUUUAUGUCAGUGCGGUUAUUUUGGCCUUAAGUACAGUAAUAGAAGCUGCGAGACCAAAAUUUCGCGAUGACUACAGGUAUGAAAAAGCAUUCGACGCAUUUUAUAAGCUGCAUACGGAGCCGGUUGACUGGUACCAGGCUAGGAUUCGAUGUGAGUCUGAAGGUUCACAGCUUCUGGUGCCGAUAUCCCUGGACGAAGCGGAUAGCAUUCCGCUCCUUAUAGCUCCGAUACUCACUAGGUUCGAAGGUGUUUUUGUGGGUGUUCACGAUUUAUAUUCGGAACGGUCUUUUGUGACGAUCGAGGGUAGCAGUCUACAGGAUACAAUACUGGACUUACUUUGGGAACUUCAACAGCCACUCCACAGCGGCGGUAGGUGUGUGGCAAUGCGUCGGAAUGGUCGUCUGUUUGUACAUCCAUGCAACCAACACUUGCCGUUCGCAUGCAAGCUUCCAGCAUCCAAAGUAAAAUAUUUCAAAGAGUGUGACACUUAUGAUUCACGAUGGACUCUGGGCCCAAAUGAAACGUGUUACAUAACUCAUAUAGAACCUCAAACGUGGUUCGAAGGAUAUUCCACGUGUCUUGGAGCAGGUGGGCAUCUGACGAUCCUAAACAGUAAAGAAGAGGCUCAAUACAUACAAGAUGCUUUUAAACAGGUGGACCAACAUAUGUUUCCUGGAGACUUCGCUUUCCUGGGGUUCAGUGAUUUAUUUCAGCGGUAUCACUACCGCACUGUCUUAGGUGAAUCUUUAGACGAUACGAGAGUUUCCUGGGAUUUCAAAUGUCCCGGGAAUUUUACAAAAUUUGACGAGCGUUGCGGGGGCUUCCGCCGUAGCGGUCUUUUAUCAACAACGAACUGUAAACUGCCUUGUAUGUUCUUCUGUGAAAAACCAGCAAAUGGUUCGUUUAAGAUUAGGACAAGACAGGGUGCUGUAAGACAUAGAUUGCAACCUCUAAGCAAUAAUUAAAUUUAAUAUCUGUUCAAUACAAUACUGUAUGAUCAGAUACUUCAAAAACUGAAAAGUAUAAAAUUACUUAAUAGAAAAUUAAUUGAAUACAUUUCUUAGGCAAACCUAAUUCCUUUAAUAUUAAUAGAAUACCAUUAUUUUUAUGUGCCUGCUUGGGUUGUUUUGUUCUGGAUGAAGCUGUCCUAGGUGCCUGCUAUUACAUUUGGCGUAAUCUCAGCGUAAUCGGUGUACAUAAAUAAAAAACUACCAAUCGAAUUGAGAACCUCCUCCUUUUUCAAGUCGGUUAAAAAUAUUGUGUAAUUAAUAAAUUAAGAUAUAUAAAAUACUGUUUCGGGAUUACUAUUACCAACUUUUCUGUGUUACCAAAUAAUAAUAAAAAAACUAGCAGGUACUAGGUAUCUCAUAUUGAGUUUAUAAUUAUUUCUCUACAGAAAUAUUCCUCGGAUUUAUUUACAUGUUUAAUAAUUAUACAUUUAUUAAAACC
Molecule: messenger RNA, 1547 nt
Organism: Leptidea sinapis
Lineage: Eukaryota; Metazoa; Arthropoda; Insecta; Lepidoptera; Pieridae
Gene: CTL17
Exons: 5
Coding region: 77-1063 (328 amino acids)
Molecular function (GO): signaling receptor activity
Source: RefSeq, a predicted model, not a curated record